This is a messenger RNA of Argiope bruennichi, 1078 nucleotides long. It is a transcript of the gene Hacd1, whose product is annotated as very-long-chain (3R)-3-hydroxyacyl-CoA dehydratase 1-like. The coding region runs from base 161 to 877 and encodes 238 amino acids. Lineage: Eukaryota; Metazoa; Arthropoda; Arachnida; Araneae; Araneidae. Gene Ontology annotation, molecular function: 3-hydroxyacyl-CoA dehydratase activity. Gene Ontology annotation, cellular component: endoplasmic reticulum membrane. Gene Ontology annotation, biological process: very long-chain fatty acid biosynthetic process; sphingolipid biosynthetic process; fatty acid elongation. The transcript has 7 exons. The record is from RefSeq and is a predicted model, not a curated record.
UUGUUUAAGUUUUCUAAGCAAUCGGUUUAUCUUCGAUUUUGUUAACGUUUCCAAGUUGCUCAGCUUCUCUUGUCUAGAUGUGCACUUGCUCAGACGAAAUAUCUCUGUGUCACGCAAGGAGGUAAAGUUCAGAUUAAUUUUGAGGAAAACUUCUGUGCAAAUGAUGAACAAUGAAAAAGUCAGUAAGGGAACCGCCGACAACAGAGGUAUGGCAGCUUUAUCGAAGUCUUAUUUAGUACUAUACAACAGUGUUCAAACUGCUGGAUGGAGUUAUAUUCUCUUUAAAACUCUAAAAUUUCUAUUGGUAAACCAAGCUGUCUCAGGAUUAUGGGAUGAUUGUAGUAAGAGUGUGACAAUUUUUCAAUCCUUAGCUGCCUUAGAAGUCCUACAUUGUAUUGUAGGUAUUGUUCCUUCUAGUGCUUUUGUCACUUUCUUGCAAGUUUUUUCCCGAGUUUUUAUGGUUUGGGGAAUCGUUAGACCAAUUGAGACGGUUCAAAACUGUCCAACUUUGCCACUCACACUUAUUGCUUGGGGAAUAACAGAAGUUGUUCGAUAUUCAUAUUAUUGUGCCAAUCUCUUAGGCACUCCACCAAAACCUCUCACAUGGUGCAGGUAUACUUUAUUUAUGGGAUUGUAUCCAGCAGGAGUAUCGGGUGAAGUCGGAAACAUGUUGUAUGCCUUGAAUACUAUAAAAAAGGCGCACAUGUUUUCAGUAGCUCUUCCUAAUCGUUAUAACAUAUCUUUCAGUUAUUACUAUUUCUGUUUGGUUUUGAUGGCAUCCUAUGCUCCAGUUUUUCCUCAACUUUUUGGUCAUAUGCUGCGUCAAAGAAAAAAGAUCUUGGGCACAUCUAGCAAAGAAUCAAGUAAGCAGAGAUAGAUCAAAGUACUAUUUUUUUUUCAAACAUAGAAACAAAUGUGUAUCAUGAAAAUAUAUGUUGGUUUGUAUAUCAGUCCAUUUAAUUCUAAACAUUUAUUUUACAUUUAUUUGUUCAUUAAAAGUUAAAAUAUAUGCAGAAGAUUUUGUAACCUCCAAGAAAGCAAAUGUUAAAUAUGAAAUAUAUUCCUCUUUAUUGUUCUA